AUGCUAAAUAGUGUCGACUACGGCUUUCCUGCUGGUGAUGAGAGUGAUGGAAGUAGUGGCGAAUGGGACACGGGAUAUUCCAGUUAUACCAAGAGUCCAGAUUCUGAGGGGUCGGGGUCGACUUUGCCCGGUGGUGACAACGUUUGUGCCUUGAAACGAGCCAUCGCUGCAGGGAAUGUCGAACUGGUUCAGCAACUUCUGGACAGUGGAAUGGACGUGGAGACGCGACUGGGCUUUGGAUGGACUCCACUUAUGUGCGCCGUCCAUGUGGCCCACUAUGACCUGGCGCAACUGCUGCUGGACCGUGGUGCAAGUGCAAACUUCAGCAGAGAUAAUUAUACUGUGUUGAUGGCUGCAUGCACAGCAAACUCUGCUACUGAGGAGAAAAUCGCCAAAUGUGUAGCUCUACUGCUGAGUCGCAAUGCUGACCCAAACAUCUACAGCAGGAGCCGCAUGACGUGUCUGAUGCUGGCAGCCAGGGACGACUACUGUCAGGUGAUCAAUCUCCUGGUAUCCCACGGAGCAGAGUUGGACUUUCAGGAUGACAAUGGCCACACAGCGCUCAUGUUAGCUGUGCAGUAUGGACAUAAAGGAGCAGUUCUAAAACUGCUUCAGCUUGGAGCUGACAAGUCCAUCAAAACCAAGGCAGGGAAGACAGCGGCUGACCUGGCCCAAGAGCUCAAACACCCUCAGAUCUUCAGGAUUCUUAACUCCUCAGGAGACUCCACUGAUAACGGUGGAGUGCCGUCCAAAGCAGAAACACUGUUUAAAUUCCUCAACCAAAACCCUGAAUCUCUGUCUGUCUCAAAAGAGAGUUCUGCUAAGCUUUGUGAUAUUGAACUUCUGCUGCAUGGGCUGAACCUGGAGUACCUCUCUGAUAUUAUGAUGGAAAAUGACAUCACCUGGAGCUACUUGUUAACGAUGGAAAAGGAGGACUUAGAAAAGAUUGGAGUAAGAGACCCUGAGGACCAAAAGAAGGUUCUUAAUGCCAUUCAGGAGAUGCACCUUGAUAGAGUAGAUGUGGACACAUUGAAUCAGCUUGACAACAUAGAUAGUGGGAGUGAAGAGCUAUACAACUUUCUGAUCAGCCUGAGGCAGCAGUGCUGUUACCUAACUGAGACGGUGCAGGAUGUCAUCAGCAGGUUCCCUCACAGCCCGUCUGAGCUCGUUCUGACUUGGGAUCCAAAGAAGGAGGCUCAGGCCAUUUGCACAGAGUUAGUGGCUCAGGCUGGAGACCUCCAAAAAGAAGUGACCUGUCUCAGGGACCUCCUCAGCAAGAUGGAUCCCACACAAUACUCCUUCCAGCCUUCUCUGCCCAAGUCCCACACAAGCAAGAGGAGACGAGUCCUGACGAAGUUAGCUAUGGGUGUGCUUGGGGCAGGUCUACUGCUACUGCUGUCAAGAAACUUCAAGGGCUACCCCUGA
Molecule: messenger RNA, 1425 nt
Organism: Colossoma macropomum (tambaqui)
Lineage: Eukaryota; Metazoa; Chordata; Actinopteri; Characiformes; Serrasalmidae
Gene: asz1
Product: ankyrin repeat, SAM and basic leucine zipper domain containing 1
Exons: 13
Coding region: 1-1425 (474 amino acids)
Biological process (GO): piRNA processing
Cellular component (GO): pi-body
Molecular function (GO): protein binding
Source: RefSeq, a predicted model, not a curated record